UUCCACGCAGUUCAGCACCUACGGCCCGGAGCAUCUGCUCCCUCGGCUUCUCUUCUCGAGUUGGAGUGUCCUGUGUCUCUGUUCGGCGUGCAAGAGCGAAAUGGCGAAGCUUCUCCGGCUAUCCAGGAACGUCCUGAGGGCCGCGGCGAACCCAUCGAUCCGCCGCCAACUCUCCACCGUCUCCGGCGGGCAAACGGCAGGAACAGCCGCGGCGGCAUCUGGCGACCACGUAAAAUGGGACUACAGGGGCCAGAGGAUGGUGAUCCCGCUGGGGCAGUGGAUCCCGAAGGUGGCCGUUGACGCCUACGUCGCCCCCAACGUGGUGCUGGCCGGCCAGGUAGCCGUCCAGGAUGGCGCCUCCGUCUGGUCUGGCUCGGUCCUCCGCGGCGACCUCAACAAGAUCACCGUCGGCUUCUGCUCCAACGUCCAGGAGCGCUGCGUCCUUCACGCCGCCUGGUCUUCUCCCACGGGGUUGCCUGCUGAUACAAACAUAGAGAGGUUUGUUACGAUCGGUGCUUAUACCAUUCUAAGGUCAUGCACAGUGGAGCCCGAGUGUAUCAUUGGCCAGCACUCUGUCCUUAUGGAAGGUUCACUAGUGGAGACUCAUUCUAUACUGGAGGCUGGUUCAGUAGUUCCGCCUGGUAGGCGGAUUCCUACCGGUGAACUUUGGGCUGGAAACCCAGCUAGGUUUGUCCGGCCUUUGUCACAUGAUGAGAUCAAGGAGAUACCAAAGCUUGCUGUGGCAGUUAAUGACUUGAGCAGGAGCCAUUUCUCAGAAUUUCUGCCAUACUCCACUGUCUACUUGGAGGUGGAGAAGAUGAAAAAGGCAUUCAAUAUUCCGCUAUGAUUGCUGGAAAACGGUUUCAAAACGGGGUCUUUUUAUUGGCCUCUUUGUCCAAUUCCUUUUGUAUCUGUUCAGAUGAUUAAUCUUCGCAAAGAUUUUUGGCUUUUGCACCUUCAAAUGACAGAGGGUUGUCCAAAAUAAGAGGUUAAAUCUUAGCCCUUUGUUCUCUAAUGUUUC
Molecule: messenger RNA, 1021 nt
Organism: Nymphaea colorata (pocket water lily)
Lineage: Eukaryota; Viridiplantae; Streptophyta; Magnoliopsida; Nymphaeales; Nymphaeaceae
Product: gamma carbonic anhydrase-like 2, mitochondrial
Exons: 2
Coding region: 101-847 (248 amino acids)
Source: RefSeq, a predicted model, not a curated record